Heteronotia binoei (common prickly gecko) is the source of this 2351-nucleotide messenger RNA. RefSeq names its product yippee like 2 (gene YPEL2). The record is from RefSeq and is a predicted model, not a curated record. The coding region runs from base 333 to 692 and encodes 119 amino acids. The transcript is spliced from 5 exons. NCBI's taxonomy places the organism in Eukaryota, Metazoa, Chordata, Lepidosauria, Squamata, Gekkonidae.
AGGGGGCGCUUUCGGCACGGGGAGCUGCGGAGCUGGAGGGAGGAGGAGGCGGAGACUGGCUGCAUCGCGGGGGCCCCGCUGCUCCUUUGCGCGCCGCCGCCGCCGGUGGGGGAAGCUCCGGCGCUGGGCAGGUGCAGGUCCGUACGCACCCGGCAGCUCCCGUGCCCGGUUCUCUGACCCUGAAGCCGUUGCCAGCGUGUGGAGCCCGCCCCACACCCGUCCCCUUCCGAAUCACGGCCUUUACCUGCGUCUUCCAGUGUUUCCCUUGCGACCCAUCCUGCGGGGGCACCUCGUGGGCCACCCCCGAGUUCACGCAACAUUCGGUGGCUCCAAUGGUGAAGAUGACCCGGUCCAAGACGUUCCAGGCGUACUUGCCUUCCUGCCACCGAACUUACAGCUGCAUCCAUUGUAGAGCCCACCUGGCAAACCACGAUGAACUCAUUUCCAAGUCUUUCCAAGGAAGCCAAGGGCGGGCGUACCUCUUCAAUUCAGUAGUUAAUGUGGGUUGCGGCCCAGCAGAGGAACGGGUGCUGCUAACAGGUCUACAUGCAGUUGCCGACAUUUACUGUGAAAACUGCAAAACCACGUUGGGUUGGAAAUACGAACACGCGUUUGAAAGCAGUCAAAAGUAUAAAGAAGGCAAAUACAUCAUUGAAUUAGCUCACAUGAUCAAGGACAACGGCUGGGAUUGAACCAAGAGGGAAGAAGCAUGCCCUUAACUUGAGAGAGAAGGCCAUCCAACUGAACAUUUAUCUCCAAGACCGAGAAGAGUGACUGUGUGGGGGGAAAAAAUGCUUGGUUCCAUGCAUUUGGGGCGGUUUGGGGGCUGCCUCGGGACACACCCUCGCACCCCGCCUCCGUCCUUAACUGAUGGCCAGCCUUGAAACUUCUGUCUCUUUUGCUUUGUAAUCUUUUUGUGAGUUGAAAUCCUGAUUCCCUUCCUCUCUCUUUUUUUUGCCCAUUCUGGCAUUGGGGUGUCUUUUUUCAAUCCAGUGCCCGUAACCAUUUCACAACUGAAGUCUAGGCACAAACUGAAGGCAGGGUUUGGGGGGGGCAGGGAGGAGGAGGAGGGACAUUUUUGUCCGAGGGACCCAUCUUGUGGGUAGGAGACGAGGCAGGUGGACUCCAGUUGCUUUUUUUCUGUUUUUAGCUUAAACCUUGGUCGACCAUGACUUGAAACUUGCGAACUGUCAAAAAUAUAUACCUCAUGGCUGUUUUCUCUCUGCAUCUCAAAACUUGCUGCUCCAAAAAUUCAGCCAAUGGAAUGCACCAUAUGUAGCCCUAGAUCUCCUUGCUAGACUCAUCCCUCUGAGUUCGUUUGGGAUUCCCCCUCCCCCUUUGUACUAACAGUCUCAAGGGGGAGGGCUUAAGGCCUCUGUGGAUCUCCCAGCCCUGCCGUGUUGUAUCCUCACCCAUUUUUCUCGGGGGGAGGAGCCUGUAGAAUGUUGGCCUUGGGAAUCCAAACUGCUGGCCAGUUUGCUGUUUCUGGGGAUGCAAACCCAUUCUGCGUACUAGAGAGGCCAGUGUUGAAACAUACUUUGGGGGGGUUGCAGAUGAAAGGAUGAGGCAGUCUUUAUUGACCCUUGCCCCCUGCAUUGCAAGCAUUUUGGCACUCUUGAGUGCUUCGGGAUCCAGUAAUUUCACAUGAGAAAGAACCUUGCAGCCAGUUUUGCCGACUUUUCUGGCCAACUCCAUCUGCGCUGGUUUUAAACUGCUGCUGACUGCUGCAAUGCAAACGGGAGAUGGGGAGCGUGGCUUGCGGUGGGGAGAAAAAUGUAUUUCGAAGCCUCACGGUAUUCAUCUGAUCAGCAGAUCAGUUUUUGUAAUGGGGGGGGGGGAGAGAACUGCAUUAGGAACAGAGAGAGAGCGCUGCACGGUCUUGUCUGCAUUGGCCCUGCCCACUAGCUCACAAAGAGCUCAUUAACGUCUCCCUCUCCAUCUCAGUGUGAAUACCUACCCUCUGAAUGCCUCCAGCUGCUCAUUCCGAUAUCCUGUGUAUUUGACCUGUCCCAGGGACUUGGGCAGUGGAGGGGGGAAAUUCUGCCAUAGCCUCUUUGCUGUUCACAGGGAAUUGGAAGGGCCCUUAAAGAACCCUUUGUCUGACUCUCUGUUUGCGUGGGAGGACAAGUGUUUGACUUCCGUAAUAAAGGGGUUCCUGGAUCGGGUGCUGUCCUGGUGCUCUUUGAGCCCAAGGGCAGCUACUCUUGAGGGCCCUUAAUCUUAUAUCCUCGUUUUCUAUGCCAAGGACAUUGAAAAACGUAAUACCAAUCGAAAUGGAUCACGACUCAGAACAGGAGAAAGUUGUUCUGUAAUACUUUUUUUUAACAAAAUAAAACCAUCGUGCUGUGGGA